AUGUCGAUUGUGUGUAGGAAGGUGUUAAUACUUGCGCUCACUAUCUCCAGGUGUAGCAGUGAAGGUCCUGACUUAGACACGGGGGAUGUUGAUGCAGCAGCUAAGCUAAGUUCUAUGGAGAGAGAAGGAGGUGAAUUUCCUCCUGUGUCUACGGGGAAAAUACUUAUCCCGACUUUCACGUUUCAAAAGAUCAACCUGGAGGCGAUCAGCUGUCAGACUGACGAACAAUGCUACAUACAUCUGCCAAACUUAGACGUCGCUCUUGCAAAAAACAGUAACUUCCCUUCUGCUCCCUACUGCAGCAAGUCAGCAAAUACCUCAUCCCUGGGACACUGUGGAUGCGGUGAAGGGAAAUGUGUGUCUUAUACAAAGGAGUUCGGAAGGGGAACAAUACUGUAUUACUGCGGUCCCUGUAGCUACGUUGGUGCGAGAUGUGGUGACGACUUUCCUUGCCAACAUGAGCUUGCCGAAUGCAGAGACAACUUCUGUGCUUGCAAGAAUGGAGGGGAUUUCUUCGAAUUUUCCUAUUGCGAAGUCCCACAUCUUGGCUUCGAAGUGGCAGUAAACAUGGCCUUCGUCGUGUGCAUUACCAUCAGCAUCUGCCUCGUCCUUGCCUCCUCGUAUGGUAUCAUUAACAUGCAUCGACUGCGCAGAAUCCCGGGGCUGAUACGGUACUUGCAGUCCCAUCAGCGACAGUGUGAACCAACUACUGAGGACCUUCCUCCAAAAUACGACGACUUGGUGGACAAACUGCCGUCUUAUGAGGAAGCGAUUUUCACGAUACAGAAGAAUCCCUCCGUCGCUGCCGGUCGCAAGAAUCUCGCCUUCGACUCUGCGGAGGAGACAGAAGCCCUUCCCGCCGUCGACGUCGAAGUGGCAUCGCGUGGAAACCCAGGCGAUCAGAGAGAUAAUUAUUCAGUCCCUGUGCAUUCGUAUCAGGUGCAAACCUAUGUUAAAUAUCCCCAAUCCGAUGCAGGGAGAUUGGCUAAUCCGCCUCCGUAUCAUACAGAAUCUGACGUGAAAUUUUCCCAGUCCGAUGCAGGAAGAUUGGCUAAUCCGCCUCCGUAUCAUACAGAAUCUGACGUGAAAUUUUCCCAGUCCGAUGCAGGGGGAUUAGCUAAUCCUCCUCCUAGAUAUGGCGUGGAAAAUGAGGUAAUCAAUCCAUCAACACGACCUCACUCGAGCCGACGUCCUGAUGAAACUCCAAUACGGAAUUUACUCGUUAAGCACACAAAUUCUUGAAACGUUUAUCAAUAUCAUUAUUAUUAUUGUUAUCAUUAUUAUACUCUUCAUAAAUGUUCUUUUUUAUAUUAAUCUAUUCAUAAAUUCUCGAUCAUUUCACUCAUUCUCAUCCCUAUCAUUAAAUUAUACUGCCAUAGUCCAGAGAGGUUUGAUAUUUACUCUGCGUAGGUUACGGGAAGGAAAAGGAUAAUAGAGAUUAAGGAAAAGCAAUUCAGAGAUAUAAUCGCCA
Molecule: messenger RNA, 1471 nt
Organism: Penaeus indicus
Lineage: Eukaryota; Metazoa; Arthropoda; Malacostraca; Decapoda; Penaeidae
Exons: 8
Coding region: 1-1242 (413 amino acids)
Source: RefSeq, a predicted model, not a curated record